AGAUUCGACGUAAACAUUCGGUCGCGUCGUCGCACAAAAUCUCACUGCGAAUACUUUAUCUGAUAACCACUCCUUAGGCAUUAUUGCCUCAAAUAAUUACGGCAAAAUGGCACAACUAGAGAAUGACGAAGGGAAAAUUACAUGCAAAAACGUUCAGGAUCGCCAGGAGUUCGUGGAAGUACUCAACAAUUUCUGCUCAACCUCCGGAAUACCGCCGUCGGACAUCGACAACUUGAAAAUAACUUGCAGCGAUCUAAAGCCGCUGUCCGAUGACUUCUUUCAAGAGUUCGCCCAGAUCUCCGCGCUAACUUUAACAUUCUGCAACCUCCAGACGUUUCCAAGCGAUUGUCUACCCCCAACCCUCCAAGAGCUGCACCUACCGCACAACAGCAUCGCCGAAAUAUUACCGGAGCAUUUGGCGAAGCUUAAUCUCAAAGUGUUAAAUUUGGAAAACAACAAACUGGAGUGUUUGCCCGCCCAAGUGUUUGGUAACCAGAACGAGCUCGAGCAACUCAUGCUUGCAGAUAACACAAUUAGAAAGCUGGAUCCCUGCGCUUUUGCCGGGUUAGACUCGUUGCUGGGGUUGGAUUUGCAGGAGAAUAAGAUAAGGGAGCUGCACUCUGAGGUGUUCGCUCCUAUUCCCGCGCUGGUAAAUCUAAGCCUUAAGGCGAAUAAAAUAAAACAACUCCCCAAUAGGGUGUUCGCUGAGCUAGCCAACUUGGAGAAGCUCGAUUUGGGGAGUAACCAACUAGAGGCAAUCGGUGAAGAUGACUUCAAAAAUCAUCAAUUGGUAGAACUGCACUUGGAGAGCAACGACUUGCAUGCGAUUCACGAGGGUGCUUUCGUCGAGUUGAAGACGCUCCAAAAGCUGUAUUUGAGUGGCAACAACUUGGUCGAGUUAGAGCAUGUGUUCGACGCAGUGCAGACACUGGAAGUGCUCGACUUGGAUUGCAACAAGCUGAAGAAGCUGCCCAACUUGAAAUGUUUGGUCAACCUGCAGCAGUUGUCAUUGAACGAAAACCUUGUGGAGGAGCUGCGGGACGACGAUUUCGAAGGACUGGGUAACUUAAUUCUUCUAGGGCUUAAGGUGAACAAGCUGAGACAUCUAAUCGCGCCAUUUUUCCAUCACCUUCCGUUACUGAGAGUGUUGGAUUUGGCAAGCAACAACAUCAGCGACUUGGCGACCGACACUUUCGACGGUCUAGGAGAACUUCGCGCUCUCGAUUUGUCGAAGAACAACAUACGUGUAUUAGCAGAGGGUUGUUUUAAAGGAUUGGAGUCGUUGACAAUGUUGAAUUUAGGAUCAAAUCGCAUAACGAAAAUUACAAAGGAGAGUUUCCAUGACAUUCCAGGCUUACUGUCCUUGUUGCUUAACGAUAAUAAAAUUCGUAAGAUGGAUAAAGCCGCUUUGGAGAACUUCGAUAAGUUGAAACUCUUGAAUUUGAGCAACAAUGAUCUUAAGUUCAAAAUCGAAGGGCACUUUGAUAACCUUAAGAAUUUGCGCUGCCUUUAUUUGAGGGGUAAUUAUAUGCGACACAUCGAGAGAAUAAGCGUGGAAGAGUUGCCCAACUUGAAGUUUUUGGAUGUCUCCGAUUGUAGCAUAAACGAAGUCGGCUCAGAAGUCUUCGAUAAUUUGCCAGGUUUGUGUUUCAUCAAAUUUUCAUCUAAUCACCUGGACGAAAAGGAGUUAUUGGCUUUGAAAGACAAAUACACUAAUCUAACGUUCCUAGACGAUACGCAAUUGCCUUACGUGUUAUAAUCUCUAAUGUGUUACCAUAACCAACACUUGAGCUUUGAGCACUAAAAACGCUAGCAACAUUAUAUAUUACAAUAAACAAAUCA
Messenger RNA from Photinus pyralis (common eastern firefly), 1842 nucleotides. RefSeq names its product leucine-rich repeat-containing protein 15-like. Gene Ontology annotation, molecular function: protein binding. The transcript has 2 exons. The coding region runs from base 107 to 1759 and encodes 550 amino acids. The record is from RefSeq and is a predicted model, not a curated record. Lineage: Eukaryota; Metazoa; Arthropoda; Insecta; Coleoptera; Lampyridae.